AUGGCUGAUCUCUGGCUGAAGGGCGACUACCCUAUCGGACCGUUUCCUCAUCCGCCCAUCGAGCAGGCGGUGGCAGAUGUCCUAGCCAAAGCCCCGUGGAGCGGAUUCUCGACGGGGGACGUAGGCUUCAGACACGACUUCGUCGACCGGCCAGAAGCCGGAACUGCCUUCCUCGCCCUCCUUCAACCCCCACCUCGACCUGCUCCCCCAGACGGCUUGCGCUACCUCUACGAUGGACCGACAGAACGACGCACAGUCUCUCAGCACACCGUCACCUGCCCGACGAAUGUCAACACGCCGACGCAGAACUCGGCAAUGCAGGUCGAGCUGGAAUGCUUCACGGCGUUUUGCGGACACCUGCCGCCGCGAGACCAGCCAUACCCGCCAAACUCGCCCGAACUGCGGUUGACGAGGUUUAGGAAGAGGUGGCGGAUCACGAACGGGCAGUAUCCGACGUUGUGGUUCUGCUAUUGGGGUCAGGAUCAGAGCGGCGGAGCAGGUCAAGGACCUGCGCCGAACGCACCGGCUGGUUGGGAUUCGAUGCCCGCACGGCAGUAUCCUCUUCAGCGGCCACCGAACGUACCGAGCAAUCCCAUCUACCCCUUCCCCAGCCCGAACCGCCCUCCGCCUUCCGCUCAGCCCGGCAUGCCCGGUACUCCCCAGAACGCUCGACCUCCUCAGAACUACAGCACGCCUCAGACGCCCUUCACUACGACGCCGGCGAGCGGUCUCGCCCGUCAACAACAGCUCGCAGCGCUGCAGAACCAAGCGGCACUCGGUCUCUCGACGUCGAACCCGACUCUCGAGGCACGACAGCAGCAGUUCCAGGCGCAGCAGCAGGCGAUGGCGGCACAACAAGCACUGGCCGCGCAGCAAGCCCGAGCAGGGUAUCCAGAUCCUCGACUUGCGCAAGGGUAUCCGGCCGGCAUGACGCCUCAGCAGCAGCUGCAGGCGCAACAGGCCUUCCUGCUUGCGCAACAACAGCGCCAGCACCAGCAACAAGCAGUACCCUCCACGCCAGCAGAUGCGCAGGCUCAGGCUGCUCGAGCCGCAGCACACGCCCAGGCAAUCGCCGCUCGAACACAGCGCAAAGUGUCGGGGUCCGCCCCUUCCGCUGUACAGCCUGCCGCUGUCGCGUCGUCGUCACGAGAUCAGGACGACACCGCCCCUCCCACCGACAUCCUCGACCACCUCACCCCUCGCCAACUCGCGAUUCACCGCUACGCGCACAACCACGACAUCCUCGCUCCCAUCUUCGACCCCUGGCCUACUUCGUCCAUCCUGUCCGGCGAGCCUCGGCAGCGGGAAGUCGAAGAGAUUCUGGCGACUACGGGCGUCUCGUCGCGGUCUGGCGAACCGAGAGUUGGCGCUGUACCUGGGCUCGGACGAGACGGCGGCCUCGCCGUGCUCGCAACGAGUGCAGCGCGCAUCUCAGCUUUCGCUGCGCUCGGGAAGGAGCCGGAGAAGGCGCGGUUGCCGCUUGAGGAACGGAGGAACCAGCUGCAGAAGAUGCUCGAGAGCAUUGAGGGAAGCAUCCAGCGGAUGGAGCAGCGGCAUCAGGAGAAGGUUGCGCAGAUCAAGGAGGGCCCGAAGGCGUAG
Rhodotorula toruloides NP11 is the source of this 1599-nucleotide messenger RNA. RefSeq lists its product as uncharacterized. The coding region runs from base 1 to 1599 and encodes 532 amino acids. The transcript is spliced from 2 exons. The record is from RefSeq and is a predicted model, not a curated record. NCBI's taxonomy places the organism in Eukaryota, Fungi, Basidiomycota, Microbotryomycetes, Sporidiobolales, Sporidiobolaceae.